This is a messenger RNA of Seminavis robusta, 3225 nucleotides long. The record is from the annotation of a GenBank genome assembly. Lineage: Eukaryota; Bacillariophyta; Bacillariophyceae; Naviculales; Naviculaceae.
CUUCCUUUCUCGGCGUGGGUUUGUUUGUCCACAAUACCACUUGCAAGUUCUUCAUUUACUUUGUGUUUGUUUGCAUUCUGGUUUACGACAAUCUACCAUGCCUCGUAAUCAAGGGACAUCGAGAAAAGGCAAGCCGAAGAAGGCCGAACGGGCCGCGGGAAUGGGCCGGGCACUUCAGAGAUCCCAACGAGGCCAUGGACACGUCAAGGCCAAGAACAAGUUGGGAGGGAUGAGUGUGAGUGGAAACAUGGCAGCUCCGUCGACCACCUCCUUGGACAAUGUUGCAGAAACGAAGAACAUGAGUCUUUUGGAGUUGGAUCAUUUGGACGAUUUUCUUGGCCAAGCCGAAAUGGCCGGCCGUGAGUUUGAAAGCGAAAAGGCCCGCUAUGUGGUGCUGGAUUCUCAUGGAUCGGCAUACCAACCAGGAAAACGAAAUGUCAAAUUUCUAGACCAACAACGAGUGCUUGGGGAACAUGAAAAGGUUGAGUUUUCCUUUGAAGACCUCUCUCUUCCUAGACGUCCUAAAUGGGACGAAACAACCACCCCGCAAGAAUUGGAGAAAAUGGAAAAUGAAGCAUUCUUGGCGUGGAGACGAGCCAUUGCAGCCAAAGAAGAAGAACUUUUUGCAGCAGAUGCCGCCGAUAAACAUGCCUACUAUUCUCGCACUGUCACGCCGUAUGAGAAAAAUCUGCAUGUCUGGAGACAGCUCUGGCGAGUAUUGGAACGAUCCAACUGCAUUUGUCAAGUUGUGGAUGCAAGGAAUGUUAACUUUUAUUUGAGUGAAGACUUGAAACGAUAUGCCAAGUCUCUGGGAAAACCCAUGCUUCUCAUCGUCAACAAGAGCGACUACUUGAGUGCGGAGCAGAGGAGACUCUGGAGUGAAUACUUGAACGAAAAGGGCUGGGAACACGUCUUCUUCUCGGCACAUGCCGAGCAGGCAAAACUCGACAAGGCUGCCCAUGACAGUGAUGAUGACGACGAUGAAAACGACAAAGAACCUACAGAGGAUGAUAACGAAGAGACACCCGAAGAAGAGACACCGGAGGAAGACACAUCAGAUGAGGAGGAGAGAGCUGAAGAAGAAGCGGCAGAAGAAGAGACACCAGAGGUGGAUGAAGAGGCCCCAGAGAAAGACGCGGGCAACAGUGAAUUUACAAAGGAGAUACACGAUGAGCCUGGCUACCAAUUGUUGGAUCGACAAGGGCUAACCGACUAUAUGCUAGAAUUUGCAAAGAGCCAUGGCUGCGAGCCGAAUCCGCGUUAUGACAAUCGAUACCAGUUUGGUACCGUUGGAUUUCCAAAUGUUGGAAAAUCUUCCGUCAUCAAUGUACUGAUGGGAAGUAGCAAAAAUGCGCAUGGUGUGACCCGUGUUGGAGUAGCGGCACAACCAGGAAAGACCAAGCACUUUCAAACACUCUUGCUGCCUGAACGCGACAAUAUGAUGCUAUGCGAUUGUCCCGGGCUCGUGUUUCCCUCUUUUGUCAGCAACACGGCUGAUCUGAUCGCCGCUGGAGUCUACCCAAUUGCUCAAAUGCGAGAUCAUUGGCCGGUUAUGGAGUUGAUUUGCCAGAGAAUACCUCGAGAAAUCAUCAAUGCGAGCUAUGGGAUAAAGAUUCCGGAACCGUCGUCGCAAGAGCUCAACGAAAGAGGACUGGGCAAGAGUCCGCCGCCAACUGCAGAGGAAUUCUUGACAACAUAUUGUGUCGCCAGAAGCAUGCUGGCAGCGUCCAGUGGAGUACCGGAUCACACGCGAGCUUCCAGGAUUGUUGUCAAGGAUUAUGUGUCUGGAAAACUCCUGUUUUGUCACCCUCCUCCCAAUGUGGAAGACAUAGUAGCCUUUCAUUUGGAGACUGUCAACACUGCCAUCUACAAAACGGAAAAAUUGAGAAAGAAACUGUUGGCGAGUAUCACGAACCAACAACUCACUGCAACUAACGAGACGUCUGAGGAACAUCAAGCCAUGGACAAGGAGGCUGAAUUUGAUGACAAUCUGUUAGACAUUCUCGGAGGCGGUGACUCUACAACAGGCAAGAACAGUGAAGGUGGUGGCAAGCGAGGAAAGGCUCACAAAUCCAAGAAGAAGUGGGGCAAAAAGGGACGAAAACUACGUGAUGAUGACCCUUAUGGGUGCCACAAGGAUCCGGAUGAAAUGCUAGGCAAGACUGGUGGCGGUGGUGGUCUUGUAGUCAAGGCUGGAAAGUACGGGAGAAGUGGAUACGUUAGACCGACAUCCUAUGGAGGCGCAAGAAGCGCAGGUAGUUAACUAACCCUCUGAUAUUUAUAAAAAAGGACAACCCUCUGCUCCUAUUUCGUUGCCAGUACAGGUAAACCUAUUUCGUUCUGGUUUCUUUUUCUUUUAGAUACGUUCACUCCAUGACAAAUCGCCCUUUAUCAUUUGGUACCACAUUCUGAAGUCACAUAACAAUGAAUAGGUGGGAUAUAUGAAUGUUGCUGGCCGAUUGUCUUCAAAAAAGAAAUGCCCAAUCCAGGCUGGUAGAUAUCCCAUGACUAGCAGUUGCCAUGGGAACUUUUCCUGUGGUUGCAGCAGGGAUCCUGAAAGUGCCGCAAUGAUAAAAACAGCUGCAAAUUCAAUCAGUCCGUUGGGCAAGGGCGACAGGUACUCACAGAGAAAUAGACCACCAGCAACGCCAAUGGAAAGAUGUGCUACAACUUGAGUGUGGCGGAGAAGGGCCGUCAAGAUUACCAGGGAUGUUCCAAUGACAUGCAGGACACGGCAGGUAGGAUCACGAUGUUCCUUGAGGUAAUGGUCGUAGAACGAGCUCAAAUCUGUAUAGGGCUUUGACUCCACGUCUCUGGGUCGAUCCAGAAUUGUGACACCUAGUUUUCCAUGGACCGAUACAGCCACGCCAAGCGCCACAGCGGCGACCGCCCAAGGCACGAAAAAAAUUGAUUGAUUGUUUUGCUUCUUCAUAGUGAUGCAGGUUGUUGCGGCAGAUGAUCGUGAGAAAACAACUACAUGUAACAACAGACUUUGAAUCUUCGCUUCUAGCUAGCUAGUAGAUACCGUAGAAGGGGGAUGAAGAAGAACCGUCUUUGCAUGGGAGCAUCACCAAAGGCAAUCUUCCUCAACCGUUGCAUUACAGCUAUGAUGGCUUGUUUAUGUGUUUUAAAAGAUUUUGCAAGUCACGGAUGUCAAUUGGCUGAGUCACGUUGAAUCUUUGACUCAUUCGACUACAUUUUUGGUUCCACCUGUCAAGCUUCCAG